Molecule: messenger RNA, 943 nt
Organism: Eufriesea mexicana
Lineage: Eukaryota; Metazoa; Arthropoda; Insecta; Hymenoptera; Apidae
Product: protein YIPF6
Exons: 7
Coding region: 191-892 (233 amino acids)
Biological process (GO): endoplasmic reticulum to Golgi vesicle-mediated transport
Cellular component (GO): trans-Golgi network; membrane
Source: RefSeq, a predicted model, not a curated record
AAGUAUUAAAUCAUAUUAACUUACUACUCGUAUAGUAACAACACAAUAUUUAAGUUAUUAAGGAAACAUUGUGUGAUGGUGAAAAUUUAAUUCGCAUUGUAUGCGUAUGGUAUAAUGAUUUGAUUUGAUAUGCAAGUAUUUGCAUUUAACAUCUAAGUAAUAUAAUUAAUGACUGCAUAAUUCGAGUUUAAUGUCGGCAACAAAUAUGGCAGCGACAAAUGAUACAAAACUCGAUUUUAAUAUUACAAUGGAAUAUGCUGACCCUCAAAAUAUCGAAGGUGAGUUGACAGUUGGAUCUAAGCAAAAAUCAAAUCUUGAAGAACCAGAAUUUAAUACUUUAGAUGAACCAAUAAGGGAAACAAUUCUCAGGGAUGUUCGAGCAGUGGGCAAAAAGUUCUAUCAUGUUCUGUAUCCCAAGGAGAAAGAAAGCUUAUUAAAGGAAUGGGAUCUUUGGGGACCACUAGUAUUAUGUACAUUCAUGGCAAUGAUAUUACAAGGUUCUUCUGAUACAGCAAAUAAUUUUAAUGAUGGGGGACCAGAAUUUGCAGAGGUUUUUGUAAUUGUAUGGAUUGGAUCUAUGGUUGUUACUCUGAAUUCUAAAUUAUUGGGUGGCAAUAUAUCUUUUUUCCAAAGUAUUUGUGUCUUAGGAUAUUGCUUGUUGCCAACUGCCAUUGCUUUAAUUUUAUGUAGAAUCAUACUAAUGGCAGAACAGACUACUUUUUUAUUCAGUCUAAGAUUCAUUAUUACUAUGAUUGGAUUCAUAUGGGCAACAUAUGCAUCAAUGGCAUUUCUUGGUGAUAGUCAACCCGUAGGAAGGAAGGCUUUAGCUGUAUAUCCAAUAUUUUUAUUCUAUUUUGUAAUUUCAUGGUUGGUUAUAUCUCAUACUACAUAAAAUAAAACGUAAGUCGAGUACAAUAAAAAGAUUGUACAUUGCUCCAUAUUU